Messenger RNA from Branchiostoma floridae (Florida lancelet), 2766 nucleotides. RefSeq names its product doublecortin domain-containing protein 2-like. The record is from RefSeq and is a predicted model, not a curated record. Lineage: Eukaryota; Metazoa; Chordata; Leptocardii; Amphioxiformes; Branchiostomatidae. Gene Ontology annotation, biological process: intracellular signal transduction. Gene Ontology annotation, cellular component: microtubule; microtubule organizing center.
UUUUAUUGUUACGCAAUUUUUAUAAACACACGCGGAUCCUAGUCAAACCCAGUUCAAAUCGCCUCUUCCAAAAUCGCCAAGCAACGCUGAUAUUUCCAGCCACACACGCCAAAAUCAAACAAGCUCGUGCAAACAGUCCGAUAAAAUCCGAUCCACGCGUUCCGGGGAAGUUUAUCCGUGGCUAACACAACCGUUUUUCACGGACAAUCACACGUCAAAACCUUGUGGUCACCCCGUCGCCAUGGCGACGCUGUGUAAACAAACGCCGGAGAAAUAAACAGUGGGGGAGAUUUCCCGGCAUGCCGUGCGCGCAGUGCCAGGUUCUGAUCCGAAGACGUCAAGACAUGGAGUGAGAAUCUCCUCCGAUUUUCUUCAUUUUUCGACCAGAAGGAACCUUAAGAUGGCGACCAUGAAGCACCUAGAGGUCCAGCCGACGGCUAAGAACGUCACAGUGUACAGGAACGGCGACUUGUACUUCCCAGGCCGCAAGUUUGUCGUCAACGAAAAGCAAGUCCGGAACUUCGACUCUUUCCUCAAUCAGGUCACAAACGGUCUGGGAGCACGAUUUGGCGCGGUGCGGAAUAUCUGGACGCCCACGCAUGGACACCGCGUACGGGAACUGGAGGCCAUCGAUAAUGGCAAAACAUACGUGGCCGGAGGGUUCGAGAGGUUCCGCAAAAUGGACUACGACCACAUUGCGUCCAAACUGCAGGAACAGCGGUCACCGCGUACGAAGAAGACGUUUUCACAGAUCAAGCCAGUCCAGCACAGCCGGUUGCAGAGAUCGGCGCAGUAUCUCAAAGCAUCGCAGGCCACUGGCCCGGUCACUAUACACAUAUACAGGAAUGGUGAGCCUGCGCGGCGCCCGAUGAAGCUCCUCCUCACCAAGUACAUGAUGCGAACCCUGGAGAACGUGCUGGAAUACGUGGCACAGAAGGUGGAGCUGUCAACCGGCGCAGUCAGAAGUCCGUACGCGGCCCCAGCCUACCAGAUUCCCUCGAUAGGAAAGAUAGUUAGUGCUCCGUCUAAAUGCAGACGUCAGUCAGUCAGGUUGUUUACUAUGGACUUUGGGAUGGUUGAGGACCUGACCCAGAUACAGAACGGACAGUACUACGUGGCCGUCGGUAUGCAGCGCUUGCAGAAACUCCCGUACGGGGACACCUCACUGAACAGUAGCUUGGGCACCACCGCGGCCGUGAGAAGGAGGAAGCUGAGACCUCUGCAGCCAGGAAAAGUCAGUGAAAAUUCUAGCUACGUCAACAGACUUUUAAGAUAUGGACCUCCCUCGUAUGCCAAGCCCAAGGAGACUAAGAAAGAGGAGAAUUCAGUGUUUCAUCACAAGCCGGCCAAGGUGAAACGAUCCCCCAAGAGUAACACCACCAGCAUCCUCAACAGUGAACACAGUGGAUCCGGAGGUCCGUUCCACGCGAGCGGUCAGCGCGAAGAGACAAAAGACGCGGGCAUCGUCGGGGAAAACGAGGACACGAAAGUGGAACUACCCAUUGACCAGGUCGAGGCUGAUGAGGUGGAGGAGGAGGAAAUCAACACAGGUCAGGAUGUAGAGGUCAAGCUGUCGGAGAGCGGCAGACAAACGUACAGCAAGGACGAGGGUCAGCGGUCAUCUCCUCAUGACAAGCCAGAGGAAAUUGUGGAGGAGUCACCAAGUGGGGAGAGAAAUGACAGUCGACGUUCCAAACCCAGCUCCCCACCCCACAGUAAACCUAACACCCCACCCAGGGGAAAAUCCUCUUCCGCACCCCCCGACAACUAUAACUCCCCACCCUCUAACAAUCGUACCUCUCCCUCCCCGCAACUAAUGAGUUGUCCAAGCCACGUUAUGUUACGUUACCCAUGAUGCAAUACACACAUACGCGAAGUUGUAUGUGAAUAAGUAAGGAUAUUUCUGAGAAGACUAUUUCGCUGAAUGAUACAGAAUUUGGAUGUCAAGGUCAAAAGAAGGAGCUUUUCAAGGUUAAUGAUCAUUGUAUAUAAAGAGUGAACACUUAAGAAAUAACAGAAAUUGUUAUUUUUGUGUGAAAGUGGUAGAAAUUACAAUGAAAAUCCACCUUUUGUACAAAAGUACACCAGUUUGCUGAUGUUUCUUUGUUGAAACAGAAACAUUACGAAAAUGUAGACUAGCGGUAGACAUCAGUGAAAAAAAUUGUUUUUUUUUUCUAGAUGUUUGUAACACUGACAUGCCAGAGUAAGUGAAUAUGACGACAUCUUGCCUUUGUUGUUAUGCACAGCCCACUCUCUGCAUUACUAAGAAUUUAUCUUUGACUGUAAAUGUACAUAAUUUAUGGUGUUGUGAAAAUAUUGCAAAGUUACUCGGAAAGAAGAAGUCUUGCCAGAAAAGUAUGUAUUAAUAGGAAUAGCCAUAUUUUUGCCUAAUGCCAGUACUGUUGUUGCGAUAGCAAAAUGGAAAAACUGACUCUGUUAGGACCGAUUGGUCUACAAAGCACACUGUAGCAGUAACACUAAUAGGUUCUCAAUGACUGUACAGUAGCUCCCUCUAUCUGUGAACUGCAGAAUUACAGGAUCCACUUACAGUGAUAGUUUUGGGUUGCUUGGCAGAACCAAGGAGCUUUUAUCAGUUGGCAGAACCCAAUAAAAAUAUUAUCAAUACACCCAAAUUUGAGAUUUGAAGACUUGUUUGCCUACUACAAGCACAACCUCAUUGAAAUUGAGAUGACAUUUUCCAUUUUUGUGCCAAUGAAAAUAGUAAAAAUUAACGAUUGACCACCAUUGGAGCUAAUCUUCCGAAAA